AUGGCCCCCUUUGCCCGCUUGGCCGUAGCCCUAGCCUUGGCUAUAGGAGGUGUGGGAGCAUCUCCCCAAAGCACCUUUGACAAUGUGACCAUAUUUACACUACCGCCAAGCUGGGAGGACCGGCAAACCUCCUAUGCGCGGACGAUUAUGCUUCAUCAUGAGCAAGACCAUCGCAAACACCGUGUGAUGCUCUCGACUUGGACAUUCGGGGCUCCUGGCGGACCAUAUCUCCCGAUCUACAAGUCUAUAGACGAGGGCGAGUCCUGGUCUGAGUAUUCCAGGCUCUACUUCACUCAUCGAAACUACACUGGCGGCGGCCUCUGGCAGCCAUCCCUAUACAAGCUACCACAGCAAGUGGGAGAUUUCCCCCCCGGAACGAUUCUGGCAUCCGCAAAUGCUAUUCCCAGGGAUUUUUCAUCCACAAACAUUGAGGUCUAUGCCAGCCGAGACAGAGGGUUAGCCUGGGAGUUUGUAUCGGUUGUCGCUAUCGGGACUGCCCCCAACACGACCAAUGGGGCCCAUCCAAUCUGGGAGCCUUUUAUCAUGAUGUAUGAGGAUAAGCUUACCGUUUACUACUCAGACCAACGGGAUCCCCUCCACGGUCAGAAGCUCGCACACCAGUCGACGCGGGAUCUCGUCCACUGGGGACCCGUAGUCAACGACGUUGCAUAUGCAAACUAUACCCUGCGUCCCGGUAUGACCACCGUUGCAAGGAUCGGUAAUGGGAAGUAUAUGCUAUCAUAUGAGCUUGCCUUGGCAACCGAAGUGCCUUAUGCUGUCCAUUACCGCAUUGCGGAUAACCCACUCGAGUUCGACAGGGCGGAGUCUCAUCUCCUCAAGUCCCAGGAUGGCACAAUCCCCGCCGCAUGUCCGUACACGGUUUGGACGCCAGCGGGGGGCCCGCAUGGGACGAUUGUUCUCAGCGAUGGAACGUAUGAGGAGGUUUUUAUCAACCGGCAGAAUGGCCAUCCGCAUGCCUGGGUUAAAGUCCCCAGUGGAAAGGGCGUUGCGUACUCGAGAUCCUUGACCGUCAUGCCGGAGAAGGAUGUGAUUUUGUUCCUGAACGGGGGGUUGUAUGGGGCAGACAAUACGACAGUGACUGUAGGAGAGUGGAAGAUCCCGGCACAUCCUUGA
Molecule: messenger RNA, 1134 nt
Organism: Aspergillus puulaauensis
Lineage: Eukaryota; Fungi; Ascomycota; Eurotiomycetes; Eurotiales; Aspergillaceae
Product: BNR/Asp-box repeat domain protein
Exons: 2
Coding region: 1-1134 (377 amino acids)
Source: RefSeq, a predicted model, not a curated record